Molecule: messenger RNA, 1281 nt
Organism: Leptidea sinapis
Lineage: Eukaryota; Metazoa; Arthropoda; Insecta; Lepidoptera; Pieridae
Gene: RabX4
Product: ras-related protein Rab-8A
Exons: 5
Coding region: 84-698 (204 amino acids)
Molecular function (GO): GTPase activity; GTP binding
Source: RefSeq, a predicted model, not a curated record
CGUUCAUUGAUUUUUCUCAAUUUGACAGUUCAGUCGAUGUUUUGAGCUAACACCCGCGUUCAACUCACAAAGUAAACAAAAAUAUGGCUUUAGAUUUCUCUGCAACGUAUAAAUUAUUAGUUUUGGGUGAUUCUAAUGUUGGGAAAACUUGUAUCGUGCAUAGAUACUGCGACGAAAGAUAUUAUGAUAUAUACAUAUCGACAAUAGGCAUCGACUUCAAGCAGAAGAUUAUAAAUUUGGACGGAGUCCCGAUCAAAUUGCAGAUAUGGGACACCGCGGGACAGGAAAGAUUUCGAACACUCACGACGGCUUACUACCGUGGUGCAAUGGGCAUCAUUCUGAUGUACGAUAUUACUAACUUGGAGUCCUUCAACCAUUUGUCUUAUUGGCUGCGGAAUAUACAAGAAUAUGCUUCUCCUGACGUGAUCAAGGUUUUAGUGGGUAACAAAUGCGAUGUCAAUGAAAACCAUAGAGCUGUUCCAAAGGAAAGAGGUCAAAAGAUAGCAGAUGACUUCGACAUGCCAUUUUUCGAAGUUUCUUGUAAGAAUAAUAUCAACAUCGAAGAAGCUUUCUUGACACUAGCGCGUAAAAUAAGAGAAUAUCGAGAAACUAAGGCUGAUGCAUUCGAGUUGAAAGAAAGAGACAACGUAAUUAAAGCGUCGGAGUCCGAGACGGACGUGUCUAAAUGCAGUUGUUAGUGUAAUUUUUGUAAAUUUAAUAUUUAUUAGAUUAGAUAUCCAUGCAAAUUACAACAGACAGGGUCCGAAGAUUGAACAAGAGAUUAUUUAGGAAUUUAAAUCCUUUCCUAUCCGUACAAUUAAUUGUGUUAAAGAAUAGAUAAUUUCAUUAAUUGUACUCGGUAGCUUUCCUACGUUUUCAUAGUUUUUAUUAAAGUUGUAUCUAUAGUACUACGCCACUUCGAAUUUCAUAAUUAGGUCCCAUAAAUAACCUUAAUAAGUUAAAAGAAAUUGUAACUCUAACGUAAAUUAAUAUGUUAGGUUUCUAGCAGUUCUUGUCUAUAGCUGAUACAUUUAUUUGUCAUACUCUUUUCAAUGAAGAUACGAGUAGGUAGAUUGCGUUUUAAACAUGAUUGGUAGAGGAGACCGGGGUUCGACGUUCCGAUUUUGGAGUCGGAGGCAAUAGAAAUGUUUAAAAUCAACGAUUCCUAUAUAAAAUGGUGCAUAAUGUAUCCUUGUUUCAAAUUGUAAACUUAAGUUCUUUGAAAUAAGCAUAUAUUAUUGCUCAGGAUAUUUUUUCUGUAAAAAGUCGACAAGGAACAAC